AUGUCCCGCAGUAUUCGUGAUCUUCGUGAAUUAAUUUGUUUAUCUCGUUUUGGUUUUCGUUCUGAUGAAAAUGAUUUAGUUAAUGAUAAUAAUGAUAAUAAUAAUAAAAAUAAUAAUGAAAAUAACCAAUCAAAUGAUACCAUACUCUUUUAUUUUGAUCCUUCAAUACUUAAUAAUUGGCUUGAAAUAACAUCAUCUCGUCUAGAAAAAUUACGUUCAUUAACAACAAAUAAAUUUAUUAAUUUCAUUUAUUUUUGGUUAAAACAUUUUGAUUAUGAACAUAAACAAUCCCUAUUUCAAAUGGAAUUUGAAUUAUUUAUUGAACAUUUACUUCUUGCGUUUACACCAAAUGAUAUUGAUUCCCUACAAAUAAAUCAAUUUGCUCGACAAAUUCUUCAUGAUAUUGAUCAACAAAUAGGAAUAUAUUCAAUUGAAAAUGAUUAUAAAUUUAUCUAUCAUAUUGACGUAUUCAAUCGUUAUAAACGUGAUGAUCAAUAUCGAACAAUAUUAGCUGAUUUACCAAAUCAAUUAACAAUAAAUAUAAAUAAUCGUUUACAUUUACAAUGGAUGUUAGCUAUUCGUGCAUUUGGACUUCUAGCUGUAUGUACAGCAGCUGUUGAGUUUUUUGAAAAAAUUCAAAAGACACUUGAACAGAAUAGAACAACAGGUAUAAAUAUGAGAUAA
Rotaria sp. Silwood2 is the source of this 684-nucleotide messenger RNA. The record is from the annotation of a GenBank genome assembly. Lineage: Eukaryota; Metazoa; Rotifera; Eurotatoria; Philodinida; Philodinidae.